CAUCCAAAGCCAGUCUAAGUUGUUGUCAAUCUAAAGUACAACUGUUCUUCUUCCUUCUCUUAAUCAUUAUUUCCCGUUGCCGUUAGACCCGGUCUAUUUCUCUGUUCAUCAAUCUGUUAACUUUUAAUUUUCCCGUUUUCUUUCUCCCCUCUCUCUCUUUUAGGGUUUUGAUUCAUUUCUUGGAAAACAAUACCGGUUUUAGUUCGCCAUGACUUCUGUGAGGAACAACAUGGUGCCUCCUGGGCUUAUGUCCAAUCUUGAAGAGGUGCUUUCGAGCAGGAAGAAGAAAAACGACAAUAAUGAGGACAGUGAACAAUCAAAGGGUGACGUGGGUGAUUCAACGGAACCUUCCACCUCUGAUUCUGAUAGUUCCAAGCCUGUUGUUUUGGUCACUAAUGGUGAGGGAAUUGAGUCCCCUGGCCUUGUUUAUCUCGUUCAAGCUUUGGUUAAUGAAGGCAUCUACAAUGUCCAUGUUUGCGCUCCUCAAUCGGACAAAUCAGUAUCUGGUCACUCUGUGACUCUGCAAGAAACCAUUGCAGUUAAUUCUGCUGAAAUCAAGGGUGCCACAGCAUAUGAAGUUUCUGGGACUCCUGUGGAUUGUGUCUCAUUAGCAUUAUCUGGGACACUCUUUUCCUGGUCAAAGCCUGUGCUGGUAAUCAGUGGAAUCAACCGGGGCUCAAGCUGUGGUCAUCACACAUUCUACUCGGGUGUGGUUGCUGGAGCUAGGGAGGCAUCAAUUUGUGGAGUACCAUCUCUGUCUAUAUCCUUGAACUGGAAAAAGAAUGAAAGCCAAGAAAGUGAUUUCAAGGAUGCAGUCACUGUCUGUUUACCUUUGAUAAACACAGCUAUUAGAGAUAUAGAAAAGGGAGUUUUCCCAAAGAGUUGCUCUCUGAAUAUUGAAAUUCCCACCGCUCCAUUGAGCAACAAGGGUUUCAAAUUCACCAAGCAAAGCAUGUGGAGAUCCACUCCUAGUUGGCUAGCUGUUUCAGGAAACCGGCAUCCUGCUGGUGCGCAUUACAUGUCUAAUCAACAGAGUCUUGGCAUCCAGCUUGCACAGCUCAGUCGAGAUGCCUCUGCUGCUGGUGCAGCUCGCCGUAUAACUACACAAAAGAAGAAUGUGGAGAUUGAAUCAGUUGGAUCUGCUGGCAAACCUGAUACAAACCGGGUCAAGAAGUUCUUCCGACUAGAGUUUCUGGAUAAGGAGCCAGAAGAUACAGACGAAGACCUGGAUUUCAAAGCACUCGAAAAUGGCUUUGUGGCGAUAACUCCUCUAUCGAUUCAACCGCAAACCAGUUCCGAUACACUAGCAGCUGCAUCGGAAUGGAUCUCAACUGUGCUUCAAGAAACUCCAUCACAAACAUAAAGACAGAUUCAGACACAGUUUCAUAACCAAUUCUGUCAAUUUAAUCAUCAAUUGUUUUUGAGUUUCCUUCAUUAUUAUCAUUAUAAUAAUUAUUUUUUUCUCUUAUUUUGCAAAAUUUUUGGGAGGGUUUCAAAUAUUUAGUGGCAUUGGCGUUUGGGUGGGUUGUUUGUUUUGUUGAUGCAAAAUGUAAUUACAAACAGCCGGGUCUAAAUUUGGCAUGACCCUGUGCUAUAUUAUGUAUUUUCUAAAUAUUGUUGCUUAAAUUAAUAUUCUUUUUUAUUUUUUU
Messenger RNA from Mangifera indica (mango), 1649 nucleotides. RefSeq names its product 5'-nucleotidase SurE-like. Gene Ontology annotation, molecular function: nucleotidase activity. The coding region runs from base 209 to 1363 and encodes 384 amino acids. NCBI's taxonomy places the organism in Eukaryota, Viridiplantae, Streptophyta, Magnoliopsida, Sapindales, Anacardiaceae. The transcript has 10 exons. The record is from RefSeq and is a predicted model, not a curated record.